UGAUGGAUUACAGUCCGGAAGUGACGUCGCCCCUGCCAGUCAACCUAACAAAUAUAUGCUCUACUCUAAAAAUUAUAUGUUAACGCGACGGCUGUUACCUUCAAAUUUGUAUUCUAUUGUCUAUUAUAGGACGCGCCUGAAUUGGUCCCACGUAUGGUAAAAAUGAAGACAAACUGAAAUCCGCUGGCUCUUUCUCCAGAGCUUCUGUAGAGCCCAGAGCAGAUCUAAAUACACACCCAGUGUAGACAACGGGUAAAUCGACUAUAGCCUAUAAGUCAUAAAGGAGAGAGAGAGAGAGAAAAAGGGAAAGUUUGGGCUGCUCGGAUCCAUGUUGGUUGUGUGGAAUUACUUAUACGUGGUUAAGCAGCGAAGCGCCUCCCAGUGCCUCGGUCACAGAUCUUGAUACCCUGCGCAUAUAUGCAGAAUGUAUUUUGGGUUGAGCGCAAUCCUAUAGCUGAGGAGGGUCCUUCCACUUGCCCACAGGGCCCCCUCCACCUCAGCCUUCCUUCCCUUCUUUAUACAUCUCCUCCUGCAUGGACGCCCGAUGCCGGACCAUGCUGAAAUAUUUGGGAAGAAACUCGGUUCCGUGGCUGGAUUCUAAUUUGAUGUUUUGUUGGGAAUAAUCUCCCCAUUUCUGACAGGACAGAACUUACACUGACUAUUUAUUCAACCUCAGAGACCGCUCAGGAAAACUAAGUGAACACACAAACCAGUUAAAUUAUUAGAUGUUUGAUCAGGCCACGAGUAUGGGCGAUGGGAUCGCCGAAGACCGAAACCACUGUGGAUCCAAUUCGUUGUGCAGUGACCGCGGCAGAGACGCCAAAAUCCGGGCGGAAGUGGGGAACCGGUCACCUGUGCAGAGUUCUACCGACACACCGGGGACUUCGGCGUCCACACCGACUUCAUCUAGCGAGGAUGGACACGAUAAACUUUUAGGAGUCGAUCCGGACUACUGCCGAAGGAUUCUGGUCAGAGACGCCAAGGGCACUAUUCGGGAGAUUGUUUUGCCAAAAGGCCUGGAUCUAGACCGGCCGAAGCGCACGCGGACCUCGUUCACGGCGGAGCAGCUCUACCGACUGGAGCUAGAGUUCCAGCGAUGCCAGUAUGUGGUCGGGCGCGAGCGCACGGAGCUCGCCAGACAGCUCAAUCUUUCAGAAACUCAGGUGAAAGUGUGGUUUCAAAACCGCCGCACUAAACAGAAGAAGGACCAGACCAAGGACACAGACAAACGGUCGUUGUCCUCUACAGAAUCGCUCGCCACAUGCAACAUCUUGCGGCUGCUUGAACAGGGGCGGCUUUUAUCUGUGCCUGCGCCUCCACCCAACCCACUGCUGGCUCACUCGCACCCGGGCAACGGCUCGCUCCUGGGCAGCUCGACCGUAUCCACUUCCUCUGGGGUGAGUAGCAGCACCACGCCUUCCGGGGCAGCGGCAGGCGGGACGUUCGGACUGUCACUGUCUUCUUUAGGCGGCACCCCACCCUCGCCGCGCCUCGGGGUCCCACCGCCCUCCCUUUGCUUUACCAUGCCUCUCUUGGGCAGCACCCAUCACGAACUGCCAUCGGGAUACGGGUGUGGAUCCUCAGCGUUUGAGCCCUACAUGAGGAUAGAGAGGAAGGACGGAGAGUUAAAUGGGAAGAAGACUGUUUCCUAAAAACAUUCCCAAUCUACUGGUACCUUCUCACCUCUAUCUGUCUCAGGGGUCUCACCUGUGCCGUAAACAACUGAAAGUUUUACAAACUAACAGAAAGCGAUUGAAUGAUGGCCUCUCUUGUGCUAGUGCCUACAACCAAACUGAGGCCAGUCGGACUCCAUCGUUCCAGUCGAGGUGAGCGUUUGGGACGAAGCCUGUAAUUAAGCAUGACUGUGUUCGGUCAAUUGCGUCGUCCACACGUUUCCUUCCAUUUUUGCAUUACGUGUGUUGAGGAACUUAUUCUUUGUGAAUGAUGGAAAACGCCGUAAAUGUAACUGUAAUUUUAAAAGGCUAAAUAAUUUCUAAAGUUUGUUUCCAAAUGGGUGUUAAAAAAAAUAGAAAAACUAUGAAAAAAUGAUCAACAUUUUGGUAUGAUUUUAUGCUGCUCUAAAUGAAUUGACUUUGGGGAGCUUCUUGUUGAUAUAAAUGUGAGUCUGUGUGAAAGUAUCAGAAUGAGAGCAUUAGGUGAGUGAGCACAUACAGUAACUAUAACAAGGCACUGACAAAUUUUGUGGCAUUUAUUUCACACUGGACCUUGGUACUAAUGAGAGUUUAAUGGACAGAGUGAUUAUUCAUAUAGGAGUGAUGCAACAUUAAAUUUGAGCAUGUGGAAAAUUAUACAGGUCUUUAGCAAAAUGCAAAUAAUAGCGUCUAAAAAUACUCGUCACAUGUGCUUCCCAUCAAGGAUAAGUUGUCGCAAUGCACAACUCUUCAAAAUAUGUUUCUUUUCUUGCUAACACAUGAAAUUCUCAAUUGAAAGUGUUAGCAAUGUCAGGGCAAAUGACAAAACAAAAAUUAUAUUUAAUGUAGUUUCCAUUCACUACUAUAGAAAUUCACCCAAUUAUGUUGACUUCCACUUCUGAUAACCCCAGAACUGUGAAAACGGUCCACUGCCCCUUUUUAACAUACUUCCUCUUGUCAGAGUUGCUUCCAAAUCACUGCAAAGGGCUAAUUCUUGACUUCCAAGAUGAGCCAUAUUUCAAAGUCUUUCUUGUUUCAUUUUGUGAACUCUUAAUCAAUGCUUAAUUAUUGGUUGAGCAUUCAUAGGAUCAGUUUCACAUUAUGUGCACAUCAUUCACUGACUGCAGUUUACAUGCACUAAUGCUUGCCAUUGCAGUAUUAUAGACUUGGAGAUUGAAUCAAAACAAAUAAACACUUACAAAAAAGUACUUUGAUAAAAGGAUUGCUUUAAAGAACGAUAGUACUGUUUUUGUUUUGCGAGAAAUUUAGAUUUUUCACUUUUCCAAAAUUAUAACCUUUGUCCUCCCUUCAGUAUUAGUUUGAGCCAUAUUUGUCAGAGCUGUUAGGAGAGUUCGGUGCUCUCUUGCACAUGCUUUACAUGACUGCAGAAUUACAACCCACAAUUAUUCAGCAUUAUUUCAUUACCUCAAAUCAGAUGCACUUUAUGUUUAUGGGUUUUCCUAGUCUUCUUCACUCAAAACCUGCCAUGCAUAUUGGUAAGAAUUGCAUGCAUCAAUUUUAAAAAAUUCUCCAAACAUUCCCAGUUUAUGUUUGUUGAAUGAUAGCCACAGACAUCUACUGCAACUACUUCCCAACCUCUAAACUGAUUUAAUGAAGCCUUGCACCAAAGCUAGGCUAACACAUGCAGACACAUGCGAUAGUUUCAUAUUUAAAAGAUGAUUUUGUAGGCUGUUUCUAGUAAAGGAUUAUUUACACUGAGCAUUCUGCAUGAAUAAGUCAAAACAAUCCUAUUCACAUUGGAACGAAAUUUGGCAGACAACUUGUUUUGAGUCCUGUAAGUCCAUUUUUUCCCUAUGUGUGGCAAAAAACCCCCCAACAAAUUAGAUUUGGGGUCGUAAAAUGGAUGUAUCUGUGCUGAGAGAAAUGGUUAUUGUCUGGUUGAGCUGAAAUCUGUUUUGGGUUGGGCGAGCUGGUUUGUAUUUUGCAUUAAAGCAUGUGAAAUGCUUUUCUGCUUUGCUCUAGAGUAAACAGACCUUUGCACUUACUUGUUUUGCUCUUAAGGAGCAUUCAAAGUGACAGCGAUUUCAGUCAGUGAAAGUUGCUGAAAGUUGCAAUUGCCUAUUUUAUAUUUUUAAAAUAAACUUCCAUAGCUACAACACUGUACUUUGAUCCUUUCUCUAUUUCUAUCCCCUGACAGCAUCCUAGGUUGGACGUUGAAGGGAUAGUUAAAGCCAAAAUGAAAAUUGUAUAAUUUACUCACCCUUGUUUCGUUUCAAACCCGUAUCGACUUUCAUGGAAUGGCGAAUCUUCUGUGAAACAAAAGAGAAACAUUAAACAUACAGAAGCAAUGACUGAUACACUAUAUCUUCUGAAAGUCAUAUGAUCAUUUUGGGAGAGUAUCAGACUAACAACAACAGUAAGUUGCUUUCUGAAGCUUGAAAUCACUAGUCCCAAUUCAUUUUGCUUGCAUGGGAAGAGCAAGAAAGUCUUUGCAACAAUAUGAGGGUGAGUGGAUGAAGACAGAAAUUUCAUGUUUGGGUGGACUAGUCCUUUAACUCAACUUCUCUAGGACUUCAUAUCAUCCUAUUGAAUUGCUCUUCCAUUGCUUUCUAAAGAAGACAUGGUUUUAGCUUCUUAUACAUCUAGUAUUUGAUUGCAAAUGGAUUGUAACUUGUGCAUAAAAGUUCUCGUUGCAGUGGUGGUGUUGUCGAACAUGGUUAUUUCUUAUAAGCAUCAUGUAUAAUUCACUGCAGCAUCAUUUAGCCUGAAGCGCUGAGACAGACACUGGCUCAUAACAGUUCAGACUUAAGAGAAAAACAAACCCAUAAACGUUGCACUUUUCUUUUCUCACUCUCUGUUUUUUGGUGACAUCUCUCAAACGGUUUCCUAAAACAAUGAUGUGUUGAUCAUUUUUUAACACGAUAACUGAGAGGAAAAAACUAAUGGAGCAUCUCACAGACCUGUGAAUUUGAAAAAGCAGCAGAGUUAUCAAGCUUUGUAAACAUUAAAGAGAGUACUGAUUUUCUUUACCAUCACUACAAUUUUAUAAAAACUUUUUUACCCCUUGAAUUAUGUGAACCAUAUGCCUGAAAUGUUUUCACAGUAUGUUGAACAAGCAAAGACAGUAUAUAUAUAAAUAACAUUGCCACAGAUAUGAUUGUAAAAUGUGGUUUGAGUUUACUGUGAGUGUGUGGAAAGAUUUUAUUUUUUAUUUGAACUUACUUCCAUAUUUCUUCCAUUGUUAAAGGGUCAGUGCUCUUGUCCUGGCACAAAGAUUAUGUGUAAGUAAGCCAUAAGCUUUUUGGCAGUACAGCAUUUGUGUGACCAUGUCAAAAAAUAAGAAUAAAAAUAUUACAUAAUGGCACCAGCUUCUCACGAAUAAGAAAACACUUUAACAGUAUGUAAAUAUAUGAGUCUUUGCACAGUAUUUUCAUGUUGUAUUAUGUGAUCUUACAGAAAAAAAUGAAUGAAAAAACAAACAAACAAUAUAAAUGCUUUACAAUUCUUUGUCUCAUUAACUAUUUGCACUUAUUUAAGAAGUUUGUGUUCUGUGGCAAAAGAGCCUUUCUCAUGGUUUGGCUAAAAAGCCAAGAUAUUGUACAAUAUGUACAUGUGUUUUUAUUCAUAUGCAUAUAAAUAUAUGUCUAUGUAA
This is a messenger RNA of Cyprinus carpio (common carp), 5265 nucleotides long. Its product is annotated as ventral anterior homeobox 2. The record is from RefSeq and is a predicted model, not a curated record. Lineage: Eukaryota; Metazoa; Chordata; Actinopteri; Cypriniformes; Cyprinidae. Gene Ontology annotation, biological process: neuron differentiation; regulation of DNA-templated transcription; central nervous system development. Gene Ontology annotation, molecular function: DNA-binding transcription factor activity, RNA polymerase II-specific; DNA binding.